CACAUGUCCACUUUAUAGUAUGUGAAGGAAAUCAUAAGUAAAUAGAUUUCAACGUAUUAAAAUCCAAGUGGUGAAGAUAAAAAGGCAUUAGGUGAAUAUAAAUAAAAUUUAUGAUUUUAGAAUCUGAACCAUACCAUAAUUUACAAAAGUCAAGUGUAUUACUAGAAUCUAGGUGUUUUAAUGAUCCGUAAUUAUAAGAUAAGAAAUGUAGAUAAAUACUUUCAAAAUUGAUAUAUUUAAUUAACUAAGUAAUUUUUAGUUUUGAUAUAUUAAUGUUAGGGUGAGAAAUUUAAUGAUUAAGAAUCUUUAAGUUUAUUUUUUGGAAUAACAAAAUUAUUUUCUUCAAAUAAUGUUGAUUUGAGAAGAAUGAUUUAUUUAAUGAUAAAAGUAUAACUUUGAUUAAAUUGUAGGAAUUUAAAGAUGAGAAUUCAAUGUAUGUAGUAAUAAGUUGUUUAGCAAAAGAUAUUACAUCAAAGAAUGAUUUAUUUAGAAUAAAUGCUUUGCGUACAUUGCCUUAUGUUCUUGAUUAAUCAAAUUUAGUAUAAUUAGAUAGAUAUUUGAAGAAUGUAAUAAAGAGAUUUUAAUAAAUAAGGCAAUUUUAGAGAAGAGUCAACCAAUAUCAAGUGCAGCAUUGAUAGCUGGAUUAUAGAUUUUUAGAAUAAGUAGUGAUUUUAUAAGAAAAUGGACAAAUGAGGUUGCUGAUAGACUGAAUUCUAAAUAUCCAUAAAAUAGUUUUCAUGCAUUAAUAUUACUUCAUGAAAUAAAAAGUAAUGACAAAGUUACAUUUACUAAAAUAUUGACUGGAUUGACAAAAGAGACUCUUGUUCCUAUUGCAAAUAUGUAAGUAAUACGAUUCAUAAGAGAGAUUCUUAAUAGUGAUGAAUUGGAUCAAUAAUAUGAAAAAGUGUUUACUGAAUAUUUAUUAAGAUAAAUACAUAAGUCUUAGGAAAUUGUGAUAUUCGAAGCUUGUAAAGCAUUAUGUGAUUUAAAGUGUCUUUCAAAUAAAGAUCUUUAACCAAUGGUUUAAGUAGUGACUCUCUUUUUAUCAUCAAAUAAUGUGAUUAAUAAGUUUGUGGCAUUGAAAAUAUUAAACAGAUUAAUUUCAAAUCCAAUUAGAAGAUCACUUAUAUCAUCAUCAUAAAUUGAACCAUUAAUUUAAGAUUCAAAUAAAUCAUUAUCUUCUUUAGCAGUUUCAAUAUUAUUGAAGGUUUGUUAAGAGACAAAUAUUGAGAGAUUAUUAAAUCAAAUAUUUGAAUAUUUAAAUGAUAUGAGUGAUGAAUUUAAAAUUGAUGUACUCAGAAGUGUUAAAGCAUUAGCAAAGAAUUCACCAAACAAAUGGAAACCAAUAAUUCAUUUUCUUUAAUAAACAUUUAAAUGUGAAGCCUCAUAAGAAUUUAAAAAGUAUUCAAUUGAAAUCUUUGAAUUUAUUAUUCAUGAAAUUCCUGAAGCAAGAGAGACUGCAAUUUUAGCAUUAGCUGAUUAUAUAGAAGAUUGUUAACAUAGUGCAUUAUAAUUAAGUGUUUUGAGUAUAUUAAAUAGAGAAGCAUCAAAAAAAUAAUGUCCAACAAGAGUUAUAAGAAUUGUAAAUAAUAGACUUCAUCUAGAAGAUGCUGAAAUUAGAGCUGCAGCUGUUGGUGUACUGGGUAAAUUCUUACUUCAUUAUCCUAAUGAGAAAGUUAAUCUACUUGAAUUAUUAUCAGCUUCUGCUUAAGAUCCUGAUGAAGAAGUUAGAAAUCGUUCAAAAUUCUAUGUUAAUGAAUCAGCUGCACCAAAGGAAGAAAAUACUCCAUUAUCGAUAGAAGAAUUAGAUGCUAUUGAAGCUUAUUUAUAAUAAAAUAUUCAAGAAAUUUAAUAAUCAAAUGAAGAGAUAUUACAAUUAGAAAAGAUAAUGGCAUAUGCGGAAUAAAAUAAAGGAAAGAUUAAGAAGACAGAAGUAUUAUAAGAAUUAGUAGAAGAGGAAUUGAUUUAAACUCAUGAAGCUGAAUCUGGAUUUGAAACAUAUAAAAAAUUAUUUAAGGAAAGUACUAUAUUUUGUGAUUAUGGUGUUUUAAGAAAAUCAUCAAAAGCAUUUAAUUUAACUGAUUCAAAAUGUGAAUAUUUAGUGACAGUUGUUAAGCAUUUUUUUGAUAAUCACAUAAUAUUAGAAUAUAAAGUUAAGAACACUUUAGAUAAUGUUACAUUAAAUGACGUGUCUUUGGAAUUGACUAUAAAGAAUCAAAAUCUUUAAUUUGAACGAAUUGUACCAGCAAAAUAAAUUUAACCAUAAUGUGUAUCAAAUAUAUUAGUUGGUUUAUAAUUUAAUCCAAAUUUGAGAUUAGUUUAAUCUAACAUUCAAAGUAUAUUGACAUUUACUGUUAAUGAAAAUGGUACAAGUUAUUAGGAUGAAUAUUAAACUGAAGAUUUUAUGAUCACAUAUAGUGACUUUUUCUUACCAAUACAAUGGUUUAAGUAAGAAUAUUAUAUAAUUUUAUUUAGAAAAUUCUAAAAUGAAUGGGAAUCACUAAAAUAAUAAGAGAUGUCAGCUACAUAUUAAUUGGAUUAUAAGAAUACUGAUAUUGCUAUAAAAGAAUUAGUAAAGCAUUUUGGUAUGAAUUUAUCAAUUAGUAAAUGUAGGAUUUUAAGUUUGUGAUAAUUCUGAUCAAAUAUAAAUUCAAAAUAAGUUUCAUACUUUAUUACUGUCAGGGAAAUAUUUAGAUAAUAAAAAUGCAUUAGUGAUUUGUUAAAUUGGAUUUUAAUAAAAUAUAGGGUGUGUAUUGAAAAUAAAGAGUAAAUCUGAGGAUGAUAAUUUAAGUACAAAUAUUGUAGAAACCCUUGUUUGA
This is a messenger RNA of Paramecium sonneborni, 2819 nucleotides long. Lineage: Eukaryota; Ciliophora; Oligohymenophorea; Peniculida; Parameciidae. The record is from the annotation of a GenBank genome assembly.